AUGGACCAGGACCAGAAACUUCGCUGUAAGUCCACUCUUCUAUGAGGUCCAUACACCAGGAGAGUAGCACGAUUUGUAUUGGCCUCCGACUGACUCACCCACCUGUUUCCCGUAACUACCGAGACAACAGAGUUUUAAAAAACGGUAAAAUACUGCUUUCUGCUUCAAUCUGGUCUCGUUGGCAGCGAUUUGACCGAAAGUAGCGGUUAGCAAGUCCUUUAAAAUUUCAGAAAUGGUAUUAAUGUCUCUAUCUUGUUAAAAAAGUAACUGGUUAAAGUUCUUUUUGUGGUGACCCGGUAUCACAGAACUGCUGCUUGGUCGGGUUCUUCCGGUCCAGAACCAGCUCCUAUCGCUUGUAUUGAGAGGAGGAAAUGCGCCCCCUACUGACUAUUUUUUAGAAAAACCUUAAAGGGAUAUUCCGGCGUAAAAUUAAGUUAGGGUCAAACACAGCGAGUUAGACACCCCGUCAUGAGAUGAAUGUUGCUCACCGCUUGCUUCUCUAGUUAUACCUACUUUGCUAACGACCACACGAUAGCAAUUAACAGCAGACCCAGGAGCCAUGCGCUCAACCAAAACACCACUCUAUAGCCACAAAUAAUGCUCAGAACAGCACCUAACUUCAUCAACAGUACAUAUAGGGUCUCAGCCAUAGUACUAGCCACCAAACAUCUUUUUAGCUUUGCAUAAUUUCUUUAGCAAAGAGACUAAACACAACUCACCUACUCUCUUCCAGCAGCCGCUUUUUUGUAGUGAGACCUCCAGGCGAGUCCAUUGACCGCAGCAGGGUGACGCAACUUAAGGAAGAACAUUUCUGAUCAUUACUUCAUCAUUUCCUUGAAGUAAUAAUCAUCAUAUUAAUCACUUGCAGAGCAGACGCAGCAGUUCUUCUGCCUUAUCGUCUCGGUCUGAUUGCAUUUCCAUGAAGCAUUAAUGUCUGCAAAUGGCUCGGCUGUGGAUGCAGGUUUCUUAUUGUCAUGAUGGAUGAUAUGCAGGCCUUCAGUCAUGUGAGGGGUGUAGGAGAGAUUCUGGAGAGCUGGUUCUUCAUGUCUGAAUUGUGGUCCAUGUGCAUGUCUCUUAGGACUUAGUAAAAUUCAGCUUGCACAUCUUCUCUUCCAUCUUGUUCUGAAUUGUUUGUGGUCUUAUUUUGUCAAACGAAUUUCAUUUGUGAGACCUCAACAGAAAACCAAAGCGUCAAUCACUGAGAAGGAGAAGUCGCUUUUUGGUCUAAGUGUGUUGUUUUCAAUGACCAAUUUUAUCACUAAAUUUGUGAGUCAUGAGAAGGUCUUACGGUAUGUGCAAUUUAUUUUUAUCAACGCCCUUUACACAACCCUUCCUCUAAACACUGACUGACGUCUUCCUCUUCGCUUCCUGUUAAACUGUUGAAGUGAAGUGGGUGGAGCGUCACCUUUAAACAGGACUUAACCCUCAACCACACAGAGAGAAGUGCUUCCUCCCGUCUCUGGUGAGUCUACUUUUUGAGGUAAAGCGUUUAUUAAAAUCAUGUAAAGAUAAUCUCUUAUAGCUCAAAUAUGAACAGAUGCAUUUAGCGGAUGAAGUUAGUUUCAUCUUGAGUUUUGUUUUUAAUCUUUCCUUCAGCUGUGAGUCUAUAUGAAAAAGCUCUGACUUGUACUUUUAAUGAUGGUGCAUGUAACUGUCUAAUCAUGAUAAUAACUUCCUAUGAACUGUUUUUUUUACUGUUUGAUAAAAUGGCAGAACCCAACACCAAAAAAGUUGAGAUUGUGGACGCUGUGUAAAGUGUUGAUUAAAAACAGGUUUUGGUGGUUUGUAAUAAAAGUAAAGCCUUUAUACAAUAAUAUUUGAUCAAUAUGCAGAACUUAUAAACUAUAUCCCGACUAAUGAGGUUAAUUUACAACAGGUUAGUGACAUGACUGCAAACAAAAAUGACUUUCAGAGAGGCUGAGUCUCUCAAACGGAAAGAAGGGUGAGGUUCACCACUCUGUGGGAAAGAGUUCAACUGUUUCAUAAUAAGGUUCCUGGGUGUAAACAUGUCAGAGAAUAAGUGGGUUUCAUCAUGUACAGAACGUAAUAUCAUGAAAAGAUUCAGGGAAUCUGGAGAAAUCUCUGUCCAAAAUGGACAAGUACCAAAACCAAGACUCGGUGGUCCUAAUCUUCAGGCCCUCAGGCAGCACUGCAUUAAAAACAGACAAGACUCUGUUGUGGAAAUCACUGUGUAGACUUAUAAUCAUUUCCAAAAACAGAUUUUAUCACUGAAUCCACAAAUACAGGUUCAAACUGAAACAUGCAAAGAAGAAACCAGAUAUAAAGACGAUCCAGAAACACCAGAGACUUCUCUGGACCUGAGCCUGUUUACUGUAAAAUGGACUGAGGGGAAGAGGAAAACUGAAUCAAAAACCGACAUAUUCUUUUUGAUAAUCAUGGGCACCAUAUUGAAAAUGGGACAAGAUUUCACUUUCCAAACUCUAGACAGUGGUCUCCUGGGUUCACUGACGUUUACUAGAGUGUUAGUGAUCGAAAAGCUGAGGACAAUUGAGAAACACGACUCUGGGACUACUUUUGUAGCCCUUUAAUGGCCGACACCACAAAUUAUUGCCAGAAAAUUCAAACUUUUUUGGAGCUGAAAUUUUUAUUUUACUUACUACUGAAAACCCCAAAAAAUCAAAAUAUCCUUAAAAUUCAACAAAUAUAUUUAAUUAUCUUGUUUGAUACAUUAGAUGUUUUUGGAAACUGAUAAACUACAAGAGAACAUUUUUAUCAUUUAUCGGACUGUAUUCAGGUGUUUUUUUCAGUAAUUUGUUGAUUUUAUUGAUUUGGUAGAAGUAUAUACAAGUAUGUAUCAAAUAUGAUACAAAAGGCAUUAAAGGGUGAAAGAAAAUUGCUUGCAGCAGCAAAUUUAAAAUGAGAAUACAUUUUUUUAGAUAUGUUGUCUAUAUUGUUGUCUGAACCUGUCUCUAUAAAUCUAUACUGCAUCCCAUCCUUUUGAACCUGGGCUGUACUGGUGCAGAUGCUGUUUAUCAUUAUGUUGACUGAUGGUUUUGGUGUCUGAAGACACAAUUGAUGCUUAUUUGUCAAAAUCAGACAUCAUAUAAAACACCAUCAACUCUCAGCUGCGUCUUUAACACUGCUACAGCUACGCUACAUCUGAGCCGUUUAAAACCGCUGAUUUAAUCAGACUUGGAAAAAAAAUAAGUAAAGCCAAAGAGAUAAUAAAAGUACAAAAAAGGAAUAUAAAAAGGUUAAUUCCUCUGUGCUCUGAGUUUAACAAAGAGGAAAUACUGACAUGUCACAACACUGAACUGUUAACUUUAUCCUUUUAUGGUGUCGACAGAGACGUGUCUGCACUCAGGAAGCUCUGUGGGUGCUUUCUGUGUCACACCAAGCUUACAAAACACACACAGGGUGGGUAGAUUUAUCACACACCUACGCUUAUAUAUUCUAGUUGAGCUAUAUACAAACACACACACAUACACAUAUAUAGUAUUUGGUUGUGCUCACAGUAACUGUAACUUUUUACACCCAGCUCUUUGUGAACAACUCUGCACUGAUGAUAAUGACACUGUGACUUUAGAAAGUAUAUUUCUGUCUCUCUGAGAAGCUCUUCAUGUGUCUGAAGGCUGAUACAUGUUUUCAGUCAGACUCUCAGAGAGCUUCUGAAAUCCCUGAGUUUCAGUCAGCUGUUUGUGUUUAUCAUUUUCAGGAAAUGGAUCCAUGCUGGCUGUUUCUUUUCUUCCUGCUGAUGGCCAGAGAUGGUGAGUUAAAGAAACAGGAAUAUUCAUCAAAUGCUAUUUAGUUUAUAUCCACAAAUUCUGCAGAAGACAAUGUUCGGUAUAAUCCCUAUGACCAGCAGAUACAGAGGAGGAUUAAGUCUUUUUUCUGUGUUUCCUUUAAUCUAACUUAAACACUCUGAGCGUGUGCAGGCAGCCCUUAAACCAAAGCAUAAUCAGAGUAAAAAAGGGCAAUAAUACAAAGUUUGACCUCAGGGAAUAAAAACAUCUCAAAGAAAUUUUGUUUCUGUUUUAAACUCUAACGUUUUUUCUUUCUUUUCGUUGUUGUUUGUUUCCUAGGAUCAUGUAACCAAGAAGAAAUUUGUUCAAAGUCAAUGAUCAACUCCUGCAGCGACUGCAUACGCUCCGGACCUUUCUGUGUGUGGUGCAAAAAACUGGUAAAGAAAAAAAAGAGAGAAAAAAAACAACCGUCAACCAAUCCUUUCUGGGUGAUCUGAAUCCAGACAGAGUGUAGACAGUGUAAACUACAUUUAUCCCAAUGCAGAACAAACCAGGCCCAGUUUCACUUCUGCCGCUAAAAACCUUCUUCCUCUUCUCUAUUUGCCCUCACAUUGAUCAGAAAAGACUGAAUUAGAGCGGGGCUGAAACACAGAAAGAAGUUACCAUCAUGCUGAAAAACUGUUUGUUUCAGUUUCGGGAUAAAACUUCUCCUAAUAAGACUUUCUGUGCCCGAAACUACCUCAUCAGCCAGUAAGGCAGCAGGGCUGUGUAAACUUAUUUUUAACAGCUGAAGACAUGAACACAGUGAGAACUGUUAAUGGUUGUUUCAGAGCUGAAACACUUUUGCUGCUGGCCGUCAGAGGGAUAAAGCCAUGCCAUGAAACCUCAAAUUAUUUUAGUGCUCUUGUAAGGUUUGAGUCAGCGUUAAAACAAAUUAACGCAACUUUAAACAAAGAUAGGAAAAAAGUAAGAUGGCUCACUAAGAAGUUUUCUGUGUGCUGGAUUGUCAGGUUGGGGUCUCAGUCAGUAUAGAGUCAUCAGGUAAUAGCCUCAGUCAUUAUAGUGACGUGUGGGGUCCCCCAAGGGUCAGUUCUGGGUCCCCUACUAUUCUCCCUCUGUAUGUUACCCUUGGGGUCAAGUUUUAGAGAGUAUGGUGUUCCUUUUCACUGUCUUGCUGAUGAUGUGCAGGUGUAUUUGCCUGUUAAGGUCCCGACCAAAGACUCUCUGCAGGUCGUGCUCAACUGCAUGAGUGAUGUCAUGGAUGGAUCUUGACUUUUUAAAAUUAAAUGGAAAUGAAACAGAGGUCAUCCUGUUCGAUCGCCCUGACCUGGUUCAGGUCCUUGCCAGCUCCCUUGGCUCACUAGCACCUUAUGUAGGAUCCCAUGCCAGGAAUCUUAGUUUUGUUAUUGAUGGUGAUUUUAAACUUGACAAACAGGUCAGCGCAGUUGUCAAAUCUGGCUUUUUUAGCUAAGGCUUCUUGCCAAAGUUAUAUUGUAUUUAAAAGUUAUCCAUGCUUUUAUCACAUCCCAUUUAGAUUAUUGUAAUUCCCUGUAUGUUGGCAUUCGCAAAUCAGAGCUCAACCGCUUGCAGCUUGUUCAAAAGGCUGCAGCUUGUCUCCUAACUGGGUGCAAGAAAUGGGAGCACAUAACUCCGGUGCUUUCCUCUCUUCACUGGCUCCCUGUUGGGCACAGGAUCGAUUUUAAGAUUCUUUUAUUUGUUUUUAAGUCUCUGAAUGGGCUGACCCUGGAAUAUCUGUCUGACCUUGUUAAACUGCGCCAGCCCUCCAGAGCCCCGAGGUCAGCUAAUCAGGUGGUUUUAGACGUUCCUCGAUCCUUUUUAAAAUCUAGGGGAGAUCGAGCAUUUUCUGUCGUGGCUCCCACUUUGUGGAAGGCUUUUACCUCUGGCAGUGCGUACUGCGAAUAGCCUUGCCACUUUUAAAACACUUCUGAAUACUCUGGCUGGUUCCUGAACCAGGUCAGGGCGAUCGAACAGGAUGACCUCUGUUUCGUGGCUGACAUUGACAUUGACUGUUAUACAUCAAAUGCUUCUUUCUUAACUCUAAAUGACUUUUGAGUUUUUAUUCCUUUACUUUUUUUCAUCUUUAUCAUAUUUUUUUGUUUAGAAUUUCACCAAACCUGGCGAGCAAGAAGCUGUUCGGUGUGACACCAGAGCGACGUUACUAAAAAAUGGCUGCGAGGAUGAAGACAUCAUCUCUCCUGAAAACAGUAUGACUAAAGAUAAGGCAGAGCCACUGUCGGACUCGUUCACCCAGCAGAAACUGAUCCAGUUGAGUCCUCAGAAGAUCAGCCUGAGCCUGAGGCCGGGUCAGUGAUUUUACUUAAAACUGGCUUUAUUUUUAUUAUUUUAAUGUUUUUGCUUCAAAUUUCAGAAUAACUAAAUCAACAAUGAUUCAGAAAUCAAACAUAGGAAAAGGACUUUUUCUCCUAAAAUUAUACCAGUUAAAUCACCAAUAGUUCAGACCAGUGGCAGCUGAUGGUCUUUCAAGGAGGGGAAGCUCAUUUUUCUGGCCUACAUCAUAAUUGUAUUUGUUUAUUAGUAUGUAACAGAACAGAGUCGCCAAACACAACGGCAGUCGUUUUUAACAAAGACAAAAGUCGCUGAGGAUCGGUAAAGUCUCUGGAGCAGUUAAGAACAACGGAAUGAAUAACUUGGAAAAUGCUCUGGUAGAUGUUUUAUUCUUCAAGAUCGCUGAUUCGCUUGUUUAGCUGUCAAUCAAAAAAGGAUUUCGCCUCAGACAGCUCAUCCAAUCAUGGAUGCAGAAGCAUGGAGUCCGGGAGAAAGUCGGGACCGCCCUCUCGCCAUAGAACUCCAGUGAAGCUGGGCUUCCGAUGGGCGGGACAAAGCCCAGCAUUUAUCCAAUGAGCGUCUAGUUUCGCUGCUGGAACAACCCACUUUAAGCUUCCACAUUGAAGUCAGCAGAAGCCCAGCGUCCGGCUGUUAAGCACUGAGGCGCUGCGAGGAUGAAUGAGAACGAAGUUAUGCCGGUUACCUGUAAUUAUCAGCUUCUUAUCACAGUGUCUGAACAAAAGAUGAGGGCUUUCUAGUGCGUAUUUAGUUAAUGAAAUGUACACACAGCAGUACGUAUUUCACCACUUUUUCUUUUUUUUGGGGGGUGACAUUUUAAGGGAAGCCGAGCUUCCCUUGCAGUCUUAGAGCAAUCGCCACUGGUUCAGACAGCCAUCACUUCUACUUCUUGUACUUUUGUGGUGUUAAUGUCUGAAUACUAAUAAUUCCCAAAGGAUUAAUUAUCAAUUAUUAAUCAUUCAAUUCUUCUCCAAGCAAAUUCAAACUCAUUUAAAGUUAUUCAAACCCUUCUUAUACUUAAAGAUUUUCAAUCAUUUAAAUUUUCUACACUUUUAAAUUUGUUGAUUAUUCAUGCAUUAUUCAAUUCUUCAAACAAAUUCCAAUCACUCAAAACUUCGUGACACUUUAAAAUUUCAACAUUCAGCCAUUUGUAAUAGCAGUUUAGAGAUAGCAUUUUCAACCAAAGCAAUCCCACUCGUAAUUUCUUCAGAAAUCUGGUAUCCAUCACACUCUGCCAAAGGAAGGGCCCAAAAUUGGCUCUGAAGUUUACACCCUUUGAGGUCCACGGAUGUCUCCAAUGGGAUGAGGAACCAUAGAGACUAUCCAAAGUUUAAUGUUGGGGAUAAAAUCCGGGCUGAAUCUGUCUCUCUGUCCAGGGUUAGAAAAACUCAGAGGUUGAAUGAGGGGAAAGGGGUGAACACAGAUUAAGUACAGGAAAAGGGAGAGUAAAAGAAGACCAACAAAAGACCUUCCAAAGUUUGAUAUCUGAAUCUUUUGUGAUCUGGUUUAUUAUCCAACAGCUGUGAUUAACAGGAAUGAUUCCUCUUUAUUUUUGUGUUUCCAGGGAGUCCCGAGACUUUCAGAGUUUCCUUUAAAAGAGUUCAGGGUUACCCUGUGGAUCUGUACUACCUGAUGGAUUUAUCCUAUUCCAUGAAAGACGACUUAAAAAACAUCAAAGAGCUGGGAGCACAACUGUUCGCUGCUCUAAAAAAGUUCACUGAACAUGCCCAAAUAGGUAACAUCAACAUUAAAAUAAUCACAGUUUAUGUUUAAGGCCUUUGAAAUGCCUGUUAACUGUGAAAGUCAAACUGUCAAUAUCAACCUUGAGACAAACAGAUGGCGUACUUUUCAGGGUUCGGAGCAUUCGUGGAUAAGACCGUCCUCCCGUACACCAACACCAACGAGGAGAAACUGCAGAAACCUUGUGAUGAGGACUACCAGCAGUGUCAGGCGGCCUUUGGGUACAGACACGUCCUCAAUCUGACGUCGAGCGAGAGGGAGUUCAAGAAGAAGGUGAACCAGCAGUUCAUCUCUGGAAACCUGGACCCACCUGAAGGAAGUCUGGAUGCCAUGAUGCAGGCUGCUGUUUGUGGGGUGAAUUGAAUAAUUAAUUGUGUUUUUAAUCACAUCAUUUUAUUUCUUGGUUUAUUGAUCCAUUGCUUAUACUUAAUCAGGACAAAAUCGGCUGGAGAAACAGCAGCACGCGGCUCAUCGUUCUGACCACAGACGCUGGUUUCCACAUGGCGGGCGAUGGUAAACUGGCUGGUAUCCUGACACCAAAUGAUGAGCAAUGUCACAUGACUGACAACCUUUACGUUCAGAGCAGCCACAUGGUAAGUAAGGAGGCCCAGGGGGGUCAAACAGGUUUGCAAUAUGUAACAGAAAUCUGGAAUCGUUGAUCAGAUGUUUGUAUCAAUUAAACCUGUUUAUCAAACUCAACGUUGUGUUUCAGGAUUACCCCUCCGUCGGGCAGUUGGCCACGCAGCUGUCCAAAAACAAUAUCCAGCCCAUAUUUGCGGUAACAAAAGAAGUGGUGAAGGUGUAUCAGGUAAGUUUACUUGAGUUUUGUAUUGAUUGAUUGAUUGAUUGAUUUUAGAAAUCUUUUCUUCUCACUCUUUUUGUCCUCUCGUGGUUUUAUCACAGGAACUGUCCAAAAUGAUUCCCACGUCAGAGGUCGGAGUUUUGUCAGCUGACUCUGGAAACGUAGUUCAGUUGAUCGAACGAGCUUACAGAGUGAGGAUUAUUGUUACGUUUUGUCCUUUUUGUGCACAUUAAUAUUCAAUCUCUUCAACUGUUUGGCUCAUUUUCACAUUAUUUGUCCGUCUUUGUCACAAACACAGCGUUUGUCCUCCAAAGUAACUCUGACUCAUGGCAAUCUGCCCAAUGGUGUCAGAGUUUCCUACACUCCGUUAUGUGCGAAACCGGGACCGUCAGGAGAAAACGAAGGUGUUUGUGAUGAUGUUCCUGUGGCACAUGAGGUCAGUUUCAAUCCAAUCCAAUCCACUUUAUUUAUACAGCACAUUUUAAAAAACAUUCAAGUUUGCCAAAGUAAAUUAAAAAGAACAAACACUACAGAAAACUUCAGGAGGAAAUAAAUAAAAGCAGGUAAUUUUUUUUUUUUAAAUGAAAUAAAAUAAAUGAAAAAAAAACACAAAAGCAUGAAAGAAAUAAAAGUGAUAAUAGGACCAUAAAGAGGUUGCUCUGCGUCCUGAUCCUUGACAUCCCUCAUUAUGCACCAAACCCCGACAUGCACAGAGGUACAUGGCCCGUUCAUCCCUGCUCUAAGUUUUGAUGUAUCGUCUCUUAUCAUCUCUGCAGAUUGCCUUUAACGUCACAGUGACAGUAGACUCAUGCAUGACGGGUGAAUCCUUCACGAUCAGGCCUCUGGGUAUCAAAGAUACUCUGACAGUGAGUUUGUCCACAGAGUGUGAUUGUAAGUGUCCAGAACAGCCCACCACAGACAACACAGUCUGCUCAGGUCAAGGACAAGUCACCUGUGGGAUCUGCAGGUGAGAUCCGUACAGCCAGCUGCUGAUCUUCAUCCUUUAGUUUCACUUUUUGAGCACGUAAUACAAGUUUUUUUUUUAAUGUUUGAUUUAAAGGCAUGGUUGACGAUUGUAGAAGCAGCUGAAAAAAACUGAGCCGUUAAGGCAGAUUAGAAAAAAGCGUCCCACCCCCACACACAAACUUCUCCCCUCUGUGCUCCACGAUAACUCUCCCCCGAACUUGUAUCACCCUCCCCAUGACACACCCCCUCUGGCAGAGCAAGACGCCGGCCGGUAGAAGAUCCUACGCUAACUUCAAAUAGGAUUCGCCAUGUCGGCUUGGUAGUGACUAGCGGCAGUAAACGUCAGCUCUGCUAGCGAGUACCGUCUGCAGCUGCCUGGACAGCUACCAUGUUGACAUUGCAGCUACUGUAGGGAGCCAAAUAUGUUGCUGUGAUACAUAUCAUGAGUUUAUUAUGCAGUUCACUUUGUGUGCCUUGGGUGUCGCUGUCCUGUUACCUGGGUGCUCAGGGAUAAAGGUAGUCAUGUCACCGUUGUGGGCAGGUGUUUGACCCGGAAUGGCAAAAGGUUUUUGACUGCGUGGUGCUAACUGCCGGCGUUUUACUUGUUUGUUCAGUGUUGGAUAUCUUUUGCAAAUUUAAUUUGAUUAUGUUCAACGCAAUACGUUUUUUGUUUGUUGAAUCCAAGGAACUGCGUACGGACUCUCAAUGAUCAUCUCAACUCACGGUAAAACUCAGUAGCGCGGCGUGUCAACCAGGUUACUCCAGGUCAAGCAUCUCAGUUGCUUCAAGUAUCGGCUUAGCUCCUAUGAGAGCGACUAAUAAGAGUUAUUUAUGUGCCACGAUAAGAGGAAAAAAUUACCUCUUCAACAAAAACUCUUGGCGUCUGUUUUCAGGCCCCAAUCCUGGCGGAGCUUUCUCCACCGCUUGAAGGAUGACGCGAUGUUUAUUCGAGUUAGAUUUCCUCGCUUUGUCACAUUUCCUCUUCACUUUUGGUGGUGGGGCAAGCAGAAGUGGGUUUUUUUUUUGCGUCCUUCUCCUUCGCAGCUCCUGUUAAGGUGCUACGCUACUUUUAGCUGCUUAGAGCUCCAAGGAGGGCUGGUAGAGUGGGAGGGGACGAGUCGGAAACACGGGAGAGUGGUGUGUCAAAUACAGCCAGGUGAUUGGAUGGAGAGGCGGAGCAGGAGAUUUACCAAUAGGAGCUGUCCAGGACGGAUGGCUCCCAUUGGUCAAUGUUUUUGCGGCCCUGAAUGUUUUUUUCCAUUUUUUUACCUCUUCACUUCGCACUUUAAGACCAUGAUCGCCAUAGAAACGUGGAACAUAAUAAUUACCAAUGCCUUUAAUUAUUGUUAUGGUCAUUUUUUCUUUUCUUUAUUUUUCUUUUUUAGUCCUUUUUUCAUCUGAUUGAUUGUUUGAUUAAAUGGCUGAUGUAUCGAUUGAUAAACAGAUGGACUAACAGAUGGAUCUUUAUCUGCUAAUUCAUGUUUAGCUGCAAUGACGGUUACGUCGGGCAGUUCUGCAACUGUGCGGUCGGAGACAAAGACGAGCAGUCGCUGCGAAUUCACUGCCAUAAGCCAAACAGCACGGAGUGUGAGGGCCGGGGAGACUGUGUGUGUGGCCGCUGUCAGUGUCACACCACCGAAAGUGGAAGUAACUAUUACGGGAAAUACUGUCAGUGUGACGACGAGCACUGUGAAAAGUUCCAGAACAAACUGUGUGGAGGUAAAUCUUGACUCACUUUCACCCCCAUAUUCACGCUGAACACACAGAGGCUAAGAUAAAUGCGAGUAUGACCUCUUAACCUCUCCACCGUCACCAUCUAGGAAACGGGAAAUGCAUCUGUGGAAAGUGUGAGUGUAACCCGGACUAUGAAGGCUCGGCCUGUCAGUGUAAGAAAUCUUCACUGAGCUGUCUGGCCGAGGACGGCUCAGAGUGUAACGGCAGAGGGAAAUGUAAGUGUGACCGCUGCGAGUGCAUCGAGGGAUACCAGCGCCCGCGGUGCCUGACCUGCCUCAGUUGUCCCAAACCCUGCCGGACCAAACUGUAAGCACUUCUGCAAAAAACUGGGAUAAUGAAAAAAAAAAGAGAGGCAUUUAGUGAACCCAUGUUUUUAAACUGCUGACUGAUUUUGACCAAACAUUUCCUCUUUCUGUGAAAUCCAUUUUCAGGAACUGCAUUGAGUGCCUUGGCUUUCAAUCUGGCCCUUUCAAAAAGAACUGCACUUCCUCCUGCGGCAGCAUCAUUCACUGGAGCAUGGUCGAUCAGUUAAACUUCACGACCAAAGAGUGCGAGCAGAAGGACUCACAGGACUGCUGGGUGAAAUUCAAACUAGAGCAGCUAACUGGGGUGGAUAGAUUCAGAGCACAGAUCCUGGAAAAGAGAGGUAAAAAAAAAAAGACUGUCCUCUGGGGACAAUAAUGCAAACACAUUUAAAUUCUUCAGUGCGUUAAAGGGAUAUUCUGGCAUAAAAUUAGUUGAGGGUCAAACACACCAUAACACAGAGUUAGACACCCCCGUCUAGAGAUGAAUGUUGCUGACUGCUUACUUUUCUAGUUAUUCCAGCUUUAGUAAUGAGAGCGAUACACAGCGGUCCCAGAAGCCACGCGCUCGACCAAAACGCCACUCUAUAGCCACAAAUAAUGCUCAGAACAGCACCUAACUUCAUCAACAGGACAUAUAGAGUCCCAGCCAUAGUACUAGCCACCAGUGCUUUUUGGUUGAGGUUUGUUUGUGGCUCCUCAGACCACUGUGUAUUGCUAUCUGCGGUUGUUACUAGUUACGGUGUGUUUGACCCUAAAUUAAUUUUACACUGGAAUAUCCCUUCAAAUGUGUUUAUUCAUCUCUUCACAGACUGCCCGGCGCCGCCCAGCGUUGUUGCGAUCAUCGCAGGAUCUCUGGCAUCUGUUGCUCUGAUAGGCAUCCUGCUGCUGAUGCUCAUCAAAGUCCUGCUCUACUUCAAGGACCUGAAAGAGUACAAGAAAUUUGAGAAUGAAAAGAAGAAGUCCAAGUGGGCGGAGGUGAGCCAGUUUGUUUUACCGGUGUUUUUACAGAGAUGUUUUUUUUUUUAGCAGGUUACCCUUCACGUUUUCAUUAACCAAGCAGCUUUCAGAUUGGACCGUUUGACAAGAAACACUUCUGUUACAGACACUUGGCUUACUUUGUUAAAGCGGUUUACCUGUCCAGCAGAAAGGUCACAGGGUCCGUAAGAUCCCGAAGCGUCCCCAAUCGUUUAUGCUUCAUUGAUGUUGAUCCGGCUCUUUAGCUCUUGUCCGGUCUAUCUUCUUUUUAAGCGUCCGUUAUUCCGUCAGAGUCUCCGGUAUUUACUUCGUUUUCUUGCUUGUGUUGGCAGUCGUGGCCAAAGAAGGAUUUAGACAAUUUUCUGUACUUUCUGAUUGGUUUCUACUGUCCCAUAUUGUAGCACGCUAACUUUGUUUGGGCUCGUGAAAGAUACAGGGGAGCAGCGUCUGCCUUUCAGCCAAUCAGGUUGGGGGAGGCGGAGAAUGGCUUUGUUUACAGUCAGAAAGAGCAGCCGCUCAAAAAUUUUAAAUCGUUGAGAACACAGACAUAACAAAACACAGCAAUAUCAUUAUAUAACCAAAUGUCAUCAAUGACUAAUAGCUAUUGACUGAUAUUAAAAGCUUUUUUGUGUAUACACCACAAAAAAGGUGCUUCUUUCACGGAAUCCUGCCUACCCGACCUUUAAAUAACAUCAUGACUGAGAGUGUUUGUACAUCUGUAUUAACUGAAGAAUUUCAAACUAUGAAACAUUUAAAAACUCAGUAAGAAAUGAAAAAUUGGAGUAAUCAUAUAUGGUUAAAUUUCUCUACUGCCAGGCCGACAACCCUCUGUUUAAAGGGGCAACCACCACUGUGGCCAACCCCUUCUUCACUGGAGAAUAACCAACAACCACCCCUUCUUCACUGGAGAAUAACCAACAACCACCCCCACCUACACUGGAGAAUAACCAGCAAUCAACCCCACCUCCACUGAGGAAAAACAAACAACCAACCCCACCUUUACUGGAGAAAAACAAACAACCAAUCCCACCUACACUGGAGAAUAACCAAUAACCAAUCCCACCUUUACUGGAGAAUAACCAACAACCAACCCACCUUCACUGGGGAAUAACCAACAACCAACCCCACCUUUACUGGAGAAUAACCAACAACCAACCCCACCUUUACUGGAGAAUAACCAACAACCAACCCACCUUCACUGGAGAAUAACCAACAACCAACCAACCUCCACUGGAGAAAAACAAACAACCAACCUCAUCUUUAAUGGAGAAAAACCAACAACCAACCCCACCUUCACUGUAGAAUAACCAACAACCAACCCCACCUUUACUGGAGAGUAACCAACAAUCAGCCCCACCUUCACUGGAGAAUAACAAACAACCAACCCCAACUUCACUAGAGAGUAACCAACAAUCAGCCCCACCUUCACUGGAGAAUAACAAACAACCAACCCCACCUUCACUGGAGAAUAACCAACAAUCAGCCCCACCUCCACUGGAGAAUAACCAACAAUCAGCCCCACCUCCACUGUAGAAUAACCAACAAUCAGCCCCACCUCCACUGGAGAAUAACCAACAUCCAACCCCACCUUCACUGGAGAAUAACCAACAACCAACCCCACCUCCACUGGAGAAUAACCAACAACCAACCCACCUCCACUGGAAUAUCACUUCGACCCAUUAGUGUUUCCGUAGCUUGUUUAUAUACAUACAUUUACACACAUGUACAAAUGAAUAUAUACAGUGACAGCAUGGUCUCUGUUGUAGAGCUUGCAAAGAAUAUUUUAAGAUUAUUUAACAGGCCUUAGCAUAGUGUUGCCAUAUAAUGAAUUUUUAUUUUCCAUUGACAUGUCAAAUUUGUUGUGUCUGUAUUUAAAGUAUUCACAUUUCUGUUGCAACCAAAGUUUAAAGUUAGAGGACGUAUUACAACAGCAUUGCUCUGUUGUAGAAGAGUCCUGCUGCUAAACUGGCCUGCUUGCAGUCGUGACUUGUCAACAUUGAAAGCAUUUGGAGCAUCAUGGCAUAAAAAAAGCAGCUGAAAUCCUUUUUCAGGAAAGAAUGGGACAACGUUUCACUUUCUAACCUCCAGAAACUGGUCUCCUGGGAAAAAAAAGAGCUGAGGACACAGGAUGACAAACACGACCCUGCAACUACUUUUUAGAAACGUUGCUCACAUAAGAUUUAAAAUGAGCAGAUUUUUUUUAAAUCAAACAUCACCUUUUUUUAGUUCAAUGUUUUGCAGACAUUAACAGUCUGUUUUAUGAACAUUUUCCAGAGCAUUAGCACUCUUAUGAGAUUUGGGUUCAGACCAGGAGUGGUUUAACUGUGGAGGAUGAUUUUGACGUUUGCUCUAUUUGCUUUUCUUGUAUAAAUCCAGAUGAAUAAAGAAUUUAAAUUUUUA
Xyrichtys novacula (pearly razorfish) is the source of this 14951-nucleotide messenger RNA. The record is from the annotation of a GenBank genome assembly. NCBI's taxonomy places the organism in Eukaryota, Metazoa, Chordata, Actinopteri, Labriformes, Labridae.